AUGCUUCUUGCUUUAAGAAGAAAAGCAAUCCACGGCAUUCGUUUCUCCAGUGGUAAAUGUGGUCAGAAUUUGAGUGGCUCCACGAUAGGACCGAAAUUUACCAGCGAUAAAGAGGUUGAAGAAUUUUUGAGUAAGAGUACAUGGGAUGUACGAGAAUAUGUUCCCUCAUCGGUAGAUGAGAAAUUGAUUCCAUCAGAAGAAACUGUGGUGAGAUUGUUAAAGAUUUCCGGACUUCCAAUAAAGAAUAUAGACCAGAUUCAAAUCAGGCUUGCGAACCAACUUUCGUUCAUCAACCGUUUGCAUAAUCUUCCUGUUGACGAAAAUAUAAAUCCAAACCAUGCAAGAAUUAUAGAAAGGAAUCCAACUCCGUUGGAUUACGAGGGAUUAAUCAAAGGGAUUGCAAGCCAGCAGAAAUCGGACUCAUUGGGCGAAAUAAGCGGAUCAUGGGAUCCUACCAAAACCGCUGCAGUGAAAAGAGAUGGGUUUUUCAUCUUAAGGGAAGGCCUACUUAAGGGAAGAGAUUGA
Molecule: messenger RNA, 525 nt
Organism: Kluyveromyces lactis
Lineage: Eukaryota; Fungi; Ascomycota; Saccharomycetes; Saccharomycetales; Saccharomycetaceae
Gene: GTF1
Product: glutamyl-tRNA(Gln) amidotransferase subunit F
Exons: 1
Coding region: 1-525 (174 amino acids)
Biological process (GO): glutaminyl-tRNAGln biosynthesis via transamidation
Cellular component (GO): glutamyl-tRNA(Gln) amidotransferase complex; mitochondrion
Molecular function (GO): glutaminyl-tRNA synthase (glutamine-hydrolyzing) activity
Source: RefSeq, a predicted model, not a curated record